AUGCCAGUUCUUCAAAAUGAGCUGAACGAGGUGGCUAAGCUAUGGAAUACUCGUGUUAUCAGGCCAUCCCAUAAUGAAGACUCGCCUUCUGGUCGACCUGAUACAUUGUACUUUAUUCCCGAAGCAACUGGAACAGUCAACUACCUGGUCAAUGUGGAAAAUGCCGAUAUAGAAUUAAUAAAUGAACAGAGCUGUCAAGAGCGAUCCAAUUGUUUGCCCGAAUUUGAAGAGCUUGCGCUUAUUGUCAUGGAGGAGAGGGGACUUUUGUUUCCUGAUAACCACACAGAUGCUGAAAAUUUAUAUUUGGAACUGGUACGGGAUUUGGAAAAUAUGGCAGGAAACUGA
Molecule: messenger RNA, 345 nt
Organism: Paramuricea clavata
Lineage: Eukaryota; Metazoa; Cnidaria; Anthozoa; Malacalcyonacea; Plexauridae
Source: the annotation of a GenBank genome assembly